CAUUCCAAGUAAAAAUACAUUUAUUUUGCCUGAUCCCUUAUAUUUUCUUCGGAUCAGCUGAAAAAUCAUGCCAGGGUAUAUUAAUUUAUGGUCAUAACUGUAUAUAAAACAUGACGUGUGCAAACAUCAUUUUGGUUAAAACGAUUCCUUGUGCAAUUAGCAUUUAUUCAGAAUCAAGACUAAUCUCGUUCAUCACAAAAUUUGCAUGAACACAUCUCACAAAUGAAAGUGAUCAGGUAGACUGAGCAACAGCAAUGUAAACCUUUGUGUAGUGGUCACUGUAUGCUCAACAUUUGAACAUGCUCCAGUGCACCCAUACGUAUGAUGUGAUCUUUGCUUCCGGUUCCUCUUCUAAAAAUGGCAAAAUGCAGUCAGCAAACGUUGCCUCAUUCAAUGAAGCUGCCACCCAGCCUGGCAGGUGGGCAUGUGUUGGAAACCAGCAGGCCUGUGUCAGCCCACAAUUCAGCCACACCUCCUGAGUCACACAGACUGGGAACACUGGCGUGUGAGAUUAGAGCAAGGUGGGCAAACUAUGGGUUGGGGCUACCCCUUCGGUCUUUAAUAUGUCCCUCUCCACCACUGACAAAACUCUUGUCAUAUUUAUUAUGUAAUUUUACUUUUUUUUUUUGCGAAAAAGUUUUUUUUAAUCAUUUCAUAUGCUUUUCCCCCCCAAAUGCACUUAUGUGAUUCAAUAUUUUCUGAUGAUACAGUCAUACAUUGGCCUGACUAGGGUUCAUUUUCUGCUCAGUGAGGAUGCGAAUGCUCAUCUGUCAACAUCCUUUUGCAAAUGAGGGCUACACCAUGGCCACUCGUGAAUGCUGAGGGGCUACCAGUUCCAAAUUCAGAAAUAACAGCUCAUCAUCCAUCCAUUUUCUAAUCCGCUUGUCCUCACAAGGGUUGCGAGCAUGCUGGAGCCUAUCCCCAGCUCUCAGAAGGCGAGGUACACCCUGAACUGGUUGCCACACAUAGACGAACAACCAUUCAUGCUUACACUCACACCGAGGGACAAUUUGGAGUGCCCAAUCAACCUACCAUUCAUGUUUUUGGAAUGUGGGAGGAAACCAGAGUACCCGGAGAAAACCCACGCAGGCACUGGGAGAACAUGCAAACUCCACACAGGGAGGCCGGAGCCAGAAUUGAACCCUGCACAUCUGCAUUGUGAGGUCGACGUGCUAGCAAAUUUAACACAAUGCCGCCCUCAGAAGUAACAAUUUUGUUCAAAAUAUUUAAUAAAUCAUCUCAUGGUCGUUGCGCCUCCUAGCUUUUCCCUACAAACAAUAUGAUUUGUUCAUGUUGUCCUUUGAAGUGCGCUAUUUAAAAAAAAUAUCACAAUUUCCAAAUUGUGUGAUUUCAAAAUGAAUGUCAACAUGAAAAGUUUGAUAAAGCUCACCGGUAAGGCUCACACGUGCCAACUACUCUUGUGGCACGCCCAUGCCGGCGACCAGUGUUUGUCAUGUUUACAAUAAGUACCACCUAAAUUCAUUUACACUUAUUUGUCGACCCAAAAUAAAAUAAAAACAGACUCACGGUAUGAUUCCUAAAAAUCAACAUUAUUCUAAGCCUCUGCAACCUUAUGUGCAGUUUGAACAGAGACACUGUGCUUCAAAUUUCGAGAAAAAAAAUACUUACAAAGUGACUCAAUUAAAAUUGUGUUUGCAUAUACAAAGUUAAACAAAAAUGUACCUCAAUAAUACGAUUAUAGAUGAAAUGUAAAUGUACGAAGAAUAAAAAGGGAGCUGCUUUUGGGCAGUGAUUGUUUUCGUGUACGCUAAAAGGACCCCAUCGACAACCAGUGGUGCUCGUCCCAGACUUUGAGGACCACUGUUGUUGACUGCAUAGAUAGUCCUGUAUCGUCCACCUUUAGCCUGGAGCCAAACGGCAGAGGCUCCACCUGCUGUGAGGAUCUGAGGCGUAGACAAUGGAUGGAUGGAUGGAUGGAUGGAUGCACCAUCAAACAAUUGUUUUUUUUUCUUGAUUUCAGGAAAGAAUGAGUGAAUUCAUGAUAGUUGAAUGAAUUUAUAAAAAAAUGUGAAAUCAAGAGGAUCUUAAUUCCUAUAUGAAAACAUGGUACAUCUACGUUUUAACUGUUUAUCUUCACCUCAUCUUCGAGUGAGCUGACCCAUUUGUGGGUUUUCAAAAUCGAGCACAUUUUGCCUAUCGUGCACUCGAUUUUGAGACUUAAGCACAAGCCGUUCCUCUUCUGUCCAUUUUUUUGAUUGAAGCGCUGCUGGAUUUAUUCGUGAGCUUUGUGCAGGCUUGUCGGGACGAGCUAUUGUUGUUGUUAUCCGUUGUGCAACAGCUGUAUUGUUCCUUGAAUAAUUGGGAUCGCCGCGUUUCAUUUUUUUUCUCCUUGGUCAGCAAGUAAGCUACUAGUUUUGUCGACCAAGAUCAAUGACUUUGCUCAGAUAAGCGGAAAGGGAGAGCGAGGGAGCAAGCGAGCAAGCGGGGACGACAAGAAGACGAGAGAGAGAGAGAGGGCGAGAGAGACAGGCAACUUGGCGUGAGGACGCCAUGCAUGGCGAGUCGACUGAAGGUAUGCAAAACACCUCUGGUUCCUUAUCCGGGUACCUCUAGGUCGGCUGCGAUUGGCUGGCCGCGUCACGUGGUAAAAGUAACUUUACAGCGCUGCUCGCAAGUAGGAGGGCUUUAUGGAGCAGAAAAACGACAAAGCUAGAAAAUUUAUUUUGCACUCCAGAAAUUAAUGACCAUGAGCUCGUAUUUGAUGGAGUCCAACUACAUUGAUCCGAAAUUUCCUCCAUGUGAGGAAUAUUCGCAAAACAACUACAUCCCUGAGCACAGUCCCGAAUAUUACGGCCGCGCCAGGGAUCCAGGAUACCAGCCGCAGCAGCAACAGCAGCAUCACCACCAGCAGCAGGACUUGUAUGCUGCGCAGCGGGCCAACUACCAAGAACGCCAGUACAACUGCGCAAGCAUCCCCGAGCCCGACACGCCGAGGGGACACGCGGGAAUAGCCCACUCGGCGCACCUCCUCGCAGGCAAGGGCCAGCCCGCCUCGUGCGAGACCCCCCAGUUGUCCAUGUCCCCCGCCACCCCGCCGGCCGCAGCCUCCGCCUGCAACCAAGCCCUCCCGGAGCAUCCCAACAGCGCCGCCACCUCGUCCAAGCAGCCCGUGGUCUACCCGUGGAUGAAGAAAAUUCACGUCAGCACCGUGAACUCGGGCUACAACGGGACGGAGCCCAAGCGGUCUCGGACAGCAUACACCCGCCAGCAGGUCUUGGAACUGGAGAAGGAGUUCCACUAUAACCGCUAUUUGACUCGGAGGAGGCGCAUCGAGAUCGCCCACACGCUGGUCCUGUCCGAGCGGCAGAUCAAAAUCUGGUUUCAGAACCGCAGGAUGAAAUGGAAAAAGGACCACCGGCUGCCCAACACCAAAGUGCGCUCGUCGUCGUCCUCGUCGUCGUCGGCGUCGUCGUCGUCGUCGUCCGGCUCCGGCAUCGCCUCGACAGCCGGCGCGGUGGCCCCUUGCUCCGCCAGCAACGCUGCGGCGGCCUCCGACGAAUUGAGCGCAGCGCAGCAGCACGGCGACGACAUGACCAGGUUAUAAAACCACACAUGGACGACGCAGGCGGAAAACGAAAACACAAUAGAACUGCUUAUUUAUAGAAUGAUGAGAUAUUCUGGUUCUAUUUGAUCUAUUUAUUUUGUUUUGUCGUAGCCAUCGUGUGCGGUUUCCUCCAAGUCCGACGUUAUAUAAAAUGCAUGUUAUAUAGCAUGGAGUACUGCGAAUAGCGAUGCAUUCUUUUAUACGUGAAACAGGGUUUAAUUUAUUUGAAACUCAUUUGAAAUUGUUUUUAUUCUCUUUUGAAUGAAGGAAAAAAUGCAGAUGAUACAUUUAAUCCAAAUAUUCUUGUGGGCCAUUCUUUUGCCCAAGUGAAAUGCACAAUCUAUUUAUUUCAAACACUGGAAGGACAUCAAAGUCGUUAUUUUUGGUAUUAGGGGGGAGGGGGGGGACAAGCUGAAACACACCACUGAUCUUGAACUUGUAUGUUUAGGAUACAAAUGUGACAAUUACCUCGUGUAUUUCAGAAAGAGGAUUUUUUUUUAUUUACAGUUUGGUUUCGUGGUGUUGGUGUUGUGUUUAGGACCUUUUAAAAACGGACUAUUGUGAAAUGCAAUAAACGGAGUGUACUUGUGCAAAUCAUAUUGCUCAAUAAAAUAGUGAGUGUCAUCUAUA
This is a messenger RNA of Hippocampus zosterae (dwarf seahorse), 4195 nucleotides long. RefSeq names its product homeobox C4a (gene hoxc4a). Gene Ontology annotation, cellular component: nucleus. The record is from RefSeq and is a predicted model, not a curated record. Gene Ontology annotation, biological process: anterior/posterior pattern specification; regulation of transcription by RNA polymerase II; embryonic skeletal system morphogenesis. Lineage: Eukaryota; Metazoa; Chordata; Actinopteri; Syngnathiformes; Syngnathidae. Gene Ontology annotation, molecular function: DNA-binding transcription factor activity, RNA polymerase II-specific; RNA polymerase II cis-regulatory region sequence-specific DNA binding. The coding region runs from base 2702 to 3565 and encodes 287 amino acids. The transcript is spliced from 2 exons.